Molecule: messenger RNA, 507 nt
Organism: Echinostoma caproni
Lineage: Eukaryota; Metazoa; Platyhelminthes; Trematoda; Plagiorchiida; Echinostomatidae
Source: the annotation of a GenBank genome assembly
AUGGCUCAUGUUGACGAUACGGUCGUUUUUGAACGGAUGGUAAAAAAUUGCUGUGGAUCGUUCGACGGAUUCUUGGAGGACUUUCGUGAAUUCCAAAGAGUUACUUGCACUUCCUCCUACGCUUAUGCGUCAAUGACAGCCAAACAACUGAUAUGGGAAAGAAAGUUUGGUCGGAAACUGACACUGCCAGAGCGUUUUUCGUUUUAUUUCAUCAAAUAUUGGCGCAACGCAACUACAAUCAGGCUGCAGAAUAUCGUUUGUCCGGCAUUUGUUGGAAUUCGCGCGGGCGGGAGGGAGUACCGAGUGAUGAAACGUUGUCUGGUGCACAAUCUUGACUUCUAUGUGGGUCAGCGGGGUCUGUAUGUAGGAAGCUCGGCCAAUGGUACACCGGGCGAGAAUGACAUCCGAGUUAUUACAUAUGAUGCGUCGGCUCAAACGGUGACGUGGUUGGAGGAUGGUCGUUCAACAAAUCAUAUGGCCUAUUACCUUCUAUUAAAUGUGAUCUAA